Molecule: messenger RNA, 4146 nt
Organism: Frankliniella occidentalis (western flower thrips)
Lineage: Eukaryota; Metazoa; Arthropoda; Insecta; Thysanoptera; Thripidae
Gene: Usp20-33
Product: ubiquitin carboxyl-terminal hydrolase 20
Exons: 17
Coding region: 437-3223 (928 amino acids)
Biological process (GO): protein deubiquitination
Molecular function (GO): cysteine-type deubiquitinase activity; zinc ion binding
Source: RefSeq, a predicted model, not a curated record
UUUAUAGGACGUGUGUUAAGGUUAAGGUACAAGGCAGGCAAUUGUAUUAGUGUUUCUGAAUGACCGAAACCUCUCGUUUACAAAUUCAAAGCUAUUUGUCAACAUCAGCUUUCUAUGAGGAAUUUAAUUCUUUGUGAUUUAUGUGCGCAUCUUUUGUGUAUAGUUGAACAAGGGGCUUGGCAACACGGAUGACAUUAGCAUUUGUCUUAAUUUGAUCUAAUCUUGAACACUUUUUCCAUUGUCUCGUUUGUAUUCAAAAAUUUCUUUCGACACUACUUUUUAAAUUAAAUAAAUUCCCUGUGAUGUUUGCAAAUAGUCGGGUUUCUAUGUCAUGAUUUGAUUUGUAAUCCACAAGCGGCUAGAUGUCACUUUUCUUCCAUGAUUUUACUGAAAACAAUGUGAUUUAUAAUAAGACCCCAAAAAUUGUGCGUAAGAAAUGUCUACUAGAACUGUGGACUGCCCUCAUGUCUCAAACAUACCUCGCAAUGCUCAAGCUGAAAUAGAAAGAGCAAAAGAGGUAUCAACUUGCAAGGAAUGCGGUUCUCAAGGUCCAAACCUGUGGAUAUGUCUGCACAGAGACUGUUUCAAAGUAGGGUGUGGGGAGGCUCAUGGAGAUCACAGCACUCUCCAUAACAAGCUGCUGAGAAGUCACUGUGUUCACCUUAAUUUAUCUACUCUGCGUGUCUGGUGUUAUUUGUGUGAAGCAGAGGUAUUCAUGGAACAGGCUGUAGAACUAAGUGAUUCCAGCGAUUCAGAUGAAAAUUUAAGAGAAGAUGAAACCAAGCCUCGAGGUCUUACUGGUCUCCAAAAUAUUGGAAACACGUGCUACAUGAAUUCUGCUAUACAAGCCCUGUCAAAUUCUCCACCACUUACCCAAUUUUUCUUGGAAUAUGGAAAUGCUCUGAUCACAUCGCGUGGUGGAGACCGUAAACCGGGUCUUUCUCGGAGUUACCAUCGGCUCAUUCAAGAAAUGUGGCAUAAAAAAAGACCAGGAUAUGUUGUUCCUACUUCUAUCUUGUAUGGUAUUCGAAAUGUGCAUCCAAUGUUCCGAGGAUAUCAGCAGCAUGACACUCAAGAAUUUUUGCGUUGCUUUAUGGACCAAUUACAUGAAGAACUAAAAGAACCUGUGAGCCAUCCCCCAACUCCUGCUGCUCUCCUGCAAGGCAAUGGUCGGGCUGCAUCCUUUGAGGAUUUGUCUGAUGAUGAUGAUUCUGAAAAAAAGGAUUUUGGCCAACAUGAAGGGAGCUGUGGCGGUGCAUCCAGUCAGUCUGAAGGGGAGUACGAGACAUGUGAUUCAGGAGUAAGUGAGCGUAGUUCACUGAGUGAUGAAUGUUUAGAGCGGCGUAACAGUGGCAGUAAACUGACAAGAGUUUCUCGUUCUCCAUCUCCACCUCUGGAUAGAAUGCGAUCCAAAAUUGCACCAAUUCAUGGGAACCGCAAGAAACAUUAUACUAAACAUCGUAGCAUAAUUUCUGAUGUUUUUGAUGGCAAACUUCUCAGCUCUGUGCAAUGUCUUACCUGUGACAGAAUAUCAAACCGCAUUGAAACAUUCCAAGAUUUGUCUUUGCCAAUUCCAUCCAGAGACCAUAUCCACAUGUUACACAAAGGUGGUAGUGCUUUGUCCACCUGCUCUGAUGUAUAUGUUGGAGAUCAAAACUGGUUACAUUGGGUGGUGGAUUGGCUUCGAUCAUGGUUUUGGGGUCCAACUGUUUCUCUACAUGAUUGUCUCGGAGCCUUCUUUAGUGCUGAUGAGCUGAAGGGAGAUAAUAUGUACAGCUGUGAAAAGUGUAAUAAACUGCGAAAUGGUGUAAAGUACUCUAAAGUAAUGGAACUGCCAGAAAUAUUGUGCAUUCACCUAAAACGAUUUCGUCAUGAACUUAUGUCUUCUUCCAAGAUAAGCAACUAUGUAUCUUUCCCUCUCACUCAACUUGAUAUGAGACCGUAUCUUCACAAAGAUUGUACAUCUUCAGUUUCAUCAUACGAUCUUGUGUCUGUGAUCUGUCACCAUGGAACAGCUGGAGGUGGUCAUUAUACAUGCUACGCUCUCAACUGUCAAAGUCAGCAGUGGUUUGAAUUUGAUGAUCAGUAUGUUACUCAGGUUUCACCUGAAACUGUUCAAAACUGUGAAGCUUAUGUUUUAUUUUACAGGAAGUCAUGUGACCAAGUUAAAAGAUUUAGAGCCCAAGCUGUUGAGCUCCUAGAGAGAUCUAAUAAUGAACCCUCCUUGAUGACAUUUUAUAUAUCCAAGCAGUGGCUCAAUAAAUUAAACACAUUUGCAGAACCUGGGCCUAUUGACAAUUCUGAUUUCCUGUGUCAUCAUGGUGGUGUACGUCCUGAUCGUGUCAAUGUUCUGCCCCUCAUGUAUACUACUGUCAGUCAUGCUGUUUGGGAAUGCUUGUACAAUAUGUAUGGAGGAGGGCCAGCGUGCAAUCGCCUUUUUACAUGUGCAACUUGUGAGCAAGAGCAGGCUGAUCUACAACUACGUGUCAGACGUGAACUAGCUGUAUUUAUGCAGCUCAACAAGCAAUUCCUGGAAGAAUCAACAUCAAACAUUUAUCUUAUUUCAAUGCAAUGGUUUAGGCAAUGGCACAGCUUUGUUCGUGAAAAGGACUGUGAACCUCCUGGACCGAUUGAUAAUACCCCCAUAAUUUACACAAACAGCAAGACUGGCCAGAUACAUCUAAAACAAGGUAAACAAGGCUCUGACUAUGCUCAACUGUCAGAGGAAAUGUGGGAAUUUUUCCAUGGUACUUAUGGGGGAGGCCCAGAACUUGUUCUAAGGCCCACUUUGCAAAAGAGUACUUCAAAUGCACCUGCCAACCGGUCUGGCUCCCGUGGCUCUGAAAACCUGCCAAAUGAUUAUUCAAUAAAAAGUCAGUCUACUUCCCCAUCUCUUCAAGGAUGCUCACAAUCUGCCAGUUUAGAAAACUUAACUCAGAAGAUGGCAUCACUCAUAUCUUCAACUCAAAUGGGAAGCAACUCAAGUCUAAGUGGCAGUCCGCCUCAAACAUGCGCACCCAGUAGUGCUACUAGUGGCACUAGCACUAUGAGUCUUACAAGUGAUCUUCAGGAUGUAAAACCAGAUUUACUUCUUUUAAUAGGCAAGGACCGAGAAUGUGGUGAUGAUGUCUCUCAUCGAAGCUCUUCACCAACUGUGCAAGAUAGUUCAAAACAAACACAGUUUUAUUGUGAAGUAGAUAUGGCUUGUCCUGUUGAGCUAUGAUUUCUUGGUACUUUUGCUUUAGGUUAAAUGGCAGACUCAUGUGGGAGCUCUAGUAAAAGUUGUAAUUUGGUUUUACAAUUGAACUGUGAUUAUUUGUGUGUAGAUGCAUCUUUGUUAAAAGGUGGUGUUGAUCCAUUUUAUGAUAAUGGUCAAAUGGUCUUAUUUUAAAUUAUGUGCUAAACUGAUUCAGGUUAUGUUUAGAAUAAACUAAGUGUGCAGAUUGAUUUUUUUUAAAUUUUUUUUUUUUGUAAAGGCAUGUAUGGUAUAUAAUGUGCUUUAUGUUCACCAAGACACAAAUCUUACUGAGUCUGAACUCUGUGAUCCUCUUUUAAUUAUUUUUCAAGUUUAUUACAGUAUUACAUUAUAAUGCUAUGCUGCACGAACUGUGUGAAAGGUGAAUAAUUGUGUUACCUUAAAUAUAGUUUGAGGUGUCUUACAGAAGGGGCUUAUUGUUGUAGUUCGAGCCUUCAGAAAGCAUUUAGUCCCUGCCUUUUCUAUAACUUUCCCAAGUACACACCAUGUACACACAUUGUUCUAUAUUUAUGUGUAAUGUAUUGAUUUAUCAAAUUUGGUUCUUGGUGCCAUGUUACUUGGCCUGGAUUAGGGAUUGGUAUAGUAUGGCAAUUUUGAACAGACUGUUCUUUUGUUAUCCUUUCAUGUUUGGUUGGUACAUGUUUUAUGUUCAAAUAAACAAUAUCUCCAAGGCAGAAAUUUCUAUUCACAAACUUCCUCAGUUCAUUCAAAGCUUAUACCAGACAUUCUGUUCAUCAGUUUACCAAGCAUUUGUUAAAGAUAUAAAGCAAUUGUUAUACAAACUUAUGUUUUGCCACCUUACACCUUAGUGUCCCAAGGUUUCUGAGCACUUCAAUUUCUAUGUACCUGGCUAUUAAGUGUACUCUCAAUUAAAUUGACGACUCUGUUUG